Benincasa hispida (wax gourd) is the source of this 1801-nucleotide messenger RNA. RefSeq names its product cytokinin riboside 5'-monophosphate phosphoribohydrolase LOG1-like. Gene Ontology annotation, cellular component: nucleus; cytosol. The record is from RefSeq and is a predicted model, not a curated record. Gene Ontology annotation, molecular function: hydrolase activity, hydrolyzing N-glycosyl compounds. Gene Ontology annotation, biological process: cytokinin biosynthetic process. NCBI's taxonomy places the organism in Eukaryota, Viridiplantae, Streptophyta, Magnoliopsida, Cucurbitales, Cucurbitaceae.
UAUUUCCCUUUGUGAAAAAAAAUGCAAUAGGUCUGAGGAUUCCACAGACCUAUAUAUAAAGCUUAGGACAGAGAAUGGGCAAUUAAGUUGAGCCCCAUCAUGUAAUGAGAGAGAUGAGGGGAGACCAGAGGACAACAAAAUGAUAAAAGCAAGGUGUUAGUCAGAGGCAGAUGAACAGAAAAGGAAAGAGAAUGGGUUUGAGUUCAUUGCCAUGAAUCCCAAUUUCCACAAGGAUUUGAAGAGUGGGCUGCUUUUUGUUGGUGUUGAGAAGAAAAAAGGAUGAGCAAAUGAAGAUGUGCUGCUCAUGUUAAAGCAGACAAGAUUUUGAAUGAAAAAGAGUAAGCUUGCAAAUUCAAAGGUUGUCUCCUAAUUCUCUGUGUGUGUGUGUGUGUGUGUGUGUGUGUGUGUGUGGAGAAUGGAGGGAACAGGGCUGUCUUCAACAAGUGAACAGAAAUUGGGAAGGUUCAAAAGGGUGUGUGUAUUCUGUGGCAGCAAAGCUGGAUACAAGUCUACAUAUGCUGAAGCCACAAUUGAGCUUGGUAAAAUACUGGUUGAGAAAAAAAUUGACUUGGUUUAUGGGGGAGGAAGUGUGGGCCUAAUGGGUUUGAUUUCUAAAACUGUGUUUUCUGGAGGCAGCCAUGUUCUUGGAGUGAUUCCCAAGGCACUUCUGCCUCAUGAGAUAUCAGGAGAAACUGUCGGCCAAGUGAAAACUGUGGCAGAUAUGCACCAAAGGAAGUCAGAAAUGGCCAAACAUGCUGAUGCAUUUGUAGCACUGCCAGGUGGCUAUGGAACUAUGGAAGAAUUACUAGAGAUGAUAACUUGGGCUCAGCUAGGAAUUCAUGACAAGCCAGUAGGAUUGCUAAAUGUGGAUGGAUACUAUGACAGCUUGCUUGCCUUAUUUGACAAAGGAGUGGAGGAAGGCUUCAUAGACAAUUCAGCCAGGAAAAUAGUGGUAAUAGCAAACAUGGCAGAUGAACUGAUAAAAAGAAUGGAGGUAGGAAGGGGGGAAAAAGAAGGAGUAUGUGGCUGUCCAUGACAAGGUUGCACCCAGACAAAGAUGGGAAGUGGACCAAUUAUCAGAGUCUACUCAAAGUGGGCAAUCCAUGAGAUCUUAGAUCUCAAUCACCAUCCCUCCAUUUGUCUAAAAAUCUGCUCUUGUGUGUUCAAAUUUGAUCAAUGAGAUUGCCAAAAGAUAGACCAAAUCUCUCUCUUUCUGUCUAUCUUUCUCUCAAGAUCCUAAAUCCUGAUCAAUUAUUUGUAUAUCCUUAAAGACGACCUGUAUUAAAUUCCACUAAAAUCAAUGGAAUAGUAAGAUCUUUCCCUCUCAUGAGGCCAUUGACUAAAUUAAAAAAAGGGGCAAGGGGAAACAAGCCCUACAAGCUGAGUGGUAUAAAAUAGGUGGGCAAAAGGCAAAGAAAGAGAAGAUGACACUUUUGUAGGGUAGGGUUGCAAAAAGAAGAGACCCUCCAACUUGCCCCAUUGUACCAAUGGUGCAGCAAAAUUCAUUAUUACAUUGUGAUGUGUGGAUUGCAGUAUUUUGUAUUUUGGGUCUUUAUUCACUGAGGUUCUGUGAACUGGGACCCCCCCAGCAGAGUGACCUGUUUGUUUCCUAGUGGCUUCUCUUCUCCAUAAUUCCUACGAAUUAAUAUAUUUAUUGGACAACCUCUUCCUACUCCAUGCAGUUAAGAACAAAUAGGGUGUGUUGGGUGGUUCUGCGAUGUGAUUAUAAUAUAAUGUAAUAAAAAAUCUACGUUUGGAUUGAGCGUUUUGAGUUUGAUUUGUAAUACAAAACUCUUUUUGU